This is a messenger RNA of Punctularia strigosozonata HHB-11173 SS5, 2445 nucleotides long. RefSeq names its product TRP-domain-containing protein. The transcript has 5 exons. The record is from RefSeq and is a predicted model, not a curated record. Bases 189 to 2264 code for a protein of 691 amino acids. NCBI's taxonomy places the organism in Eukaryota, Fungi, Basidiomycota, Agaricomycetes, Corticiales, Punctulariaceae. Gene Ontology annotation, biological process: fungal-type cell wall biogenesis; transmembrane transport.
CUUCACCACGCGCUCUCCUUCCACCGACGUCUUACAUAGCCUUGCCUGCAUUGCAGAACAGCGCGCGGGACACACGACCAACGGAACGACAGAGAACAACCCUCGGGACGGCGCGGUUACGUAAAACGGGAACAAUAGCGACGCAUCCCCCUGCCGUCCGUUCUCUUCUUACUUUCACGCCCUCCAAGAUGUUUUCUGUCGCCCGGCUGCGACGUUUUCUCCCGUUUCUCCUGCUCAGUGCCCCGGCCGUCGCCGCACGCGAAGAAUCUUUAUUCACGUCUUCUGUAACAUACUGCGAGCCUCCAGAGUCGCUCCUUGUUCAAAGAUUCGACGUUGCAUAUUUUGCGAGCAACAACAGCAUCAGUUUCAACAUCUCCGCAGCUAGCGUGGUUUCAAACCUCAAUGUCUCUGCCAACUUGUUCGUCAACGUCUAUGGGAUGCACCCAGUCAAUGUCACGAUCGAUUUGUGCUCCAUUCUGGACGGACUCCUUUGCCCACUACCAACGUACAACUUCACUGGAGCCACCUCUAUACCUCUUCCGUCGUCGGUUGACGUCGCGUCGAACCUGCCCGGGAUCGCAUACAAGAUUCCCGACCUCGAAGCCUUCGUGCAGCUCACGCUCUUAGAAACGACGACACAAGAUGUCGUCGCCUGUGUGCAAGCGACAUUGUCGAAUGGCUGGUCGACCCACCAGACUGCGGUGGAGUGGGCUACGGGCGCCCUCGCUAUUCUCGCCCUGAUCCCCUCCAUCUUCCAAUCGUUGCUCCCGGAGGCUCUUCUCCCCUUCCGCCUCGUGGAACUUAUGUUCCUCUUCCAAUCCAUCGCCGCCACUGCCCUACUUUCCUUGAACUACCCACUGGUCUACCGUUCGUAUGCCACGAAUUUCGCGUGGGCGAUGGGACUCUAUCCCUCGCAUUCUAUUCAGAAGGCGAUCAAUAACCUUCGCAGCGCUACUGGCGGCCAUGUAACGAACGGUGACACCGGGGAUUCCGUUGGGUUUGUCAACCGCAAACUCAGCCCGUUCAACGUCGGCCAGGAUAACUUCGUUCUUUCCUCCGGCAUAGGCACUAUCAGCCAGUUUGGCAAGCGAGCCGUAGCCACCGUCACGGCCGGCUCGUCCAAUGUUCUCCAAGCCGGCAUUCCAGUUUACGUGAACGCGCGCCGUAUCGCCACAGCCAACGCGUUCGAUAGCAUCUUCAUCACGGCGCUGAUCGCCAUAGUUAUCACGCUGGCUUGCUUUGGCUUUGGAUACCUCAUCCUGCGGUUACUCGCUCGCUCAAGUAGGCAAGGGUCAAACGCCGCCGCAGAAGUUGAGGAUAGAUACCCAUCCAUCAUCAAAUCCUGGUCUCUUCGAGUGGCAUUGAUAUCAUUCUUACCCGUCACCAUCUUUGCCUUCUACCAAUGGACCCUCAGUGACUCAUGGUUGUCCAUUCUCCUUUCCGUCUUCCUUAUCGCAUGGGUCUUCGCCGGUGUCUUCUGGGCAGCAUUCGCCACCCUUCGCCUGGCUAGGUCUGAGGGUCCCCUCGCUCUUCACUCCCACACCGAACACCUCCGCUCAUACGGCCCGCUUUACGCCAUCUAUCGCGCGGAGCGGUGGUUCUUCUCCUUCCCUCUGCUAUUCGCCGCCCUGGCGAAGUCGGCCGUCAUCGCUUUCGGGCACGGACACGGCCAAACGCAGUUGAUCUUCCUGAUCGCCAUCGAGUUGCUGGUGCUCGUCAGCACGAUCGCAGCCAAACCACAGAAGACGCGGCGGAGCGACGUGUUCGCUACAUUCUUCGCCGUGGUGCGCUUCGUGUGCGCUGGACUCAUGAUCGCCUUCAUCGAGUCUAUCGCCGUGGACGCCAUUCCGCGUGUCGCCAUCGGGAUCGUCAUCGCCGUCAUAUUCUCGGUGGCGGUCGUCGUCAUGUUCUUCAACAUCGUAUGGAACAUGAUCGACGUGGUGUUCCGGAGACGGCGAGCGAGCAGCGAGCAGUCCACACCCGUGGGAUCUAUCCUCGAGAAGCAGAGCAACAGAUCGCUGCCCCCGGCAUCUCUCGCAGGAUUGGAGGAUGGCUUGGGUUCGUUACGCAAUGCGCGGAUGGAAGAUGACCUCGACACAUUGCCGAACACUCCCACUACCGCCACGCACUCCCAGCGACACAGCGCCGCACAGGAGAUGACAUACGCCCGCGGCUCAUACGCGCCUCAAAGAGAGCGUUGGUCGCAUGCGCACACGUCAUCGUCUGGGUCGGCUUCCAGCCAAUUACCUCUAUCUCGCGCAUGAUCGAUCCCCGCCACUGCCCCCAUUAUCACUCCUCGGCGAUCCGGUUGUACCAUAUAUUGGGAUUCCCAACAUAGUGCAUAGAGGAAGUCUCAUGGUCAUAUCAUCACCAACAUUCCUUCUCCCGUAGAUUAUGCUAUGUACCCGUGCUCCCGUAAUACCCGCCACAGCAUAGCUGUUCCCA